AUGAUGGUCCUCCUGCGCCGCCUCGUCGCCGCCCUCGGCGUGCUCGCUCCCCUCGUCACGGCCGCCACUCUCCCGGCCCUGCCCUUACACUCGUCCGGCCGCUGGAUCCUGGACGCCAACAACAAGCGGGUCAAGCUCCGCUGCGUCAACUGGGCCGCGCACAUGGAGACCAACAUCCCCGAGGGGCUCCAGCACCGGCCGAUGGACGCCAUCGCCGACUGGAUCGCCGCCCAGGGCUUCAACUGCGUCCGGCUCACCUACAGCAUCGACCACGCGCUCGACCCGUCCCUGCCCGUGUCGACCUCCUUCACCACCAACGCGGCCUCGGCGACCGGGGUCUCGGCGGCCGAGAUGGCGGCCCUCUUCGGGCGCGUGGCGGCCAACAACCCGUGGAUCACGCCCGGGGAGACGACGACGCGCGACGUGCUGGCGGCCGCCGUCGACCGGCUCUACGCGCGCGGCGUGCUGACCGUCCUGGACAACCACGUCUCGCGGGCGUCGUGGUGCUGCAGCCUGACCGACGGCAACGGCUGGUGGGACGAGGCGGCCGGGUACAACCCCUGGAACAGCCGCUUCUUCGACACGCGCGCCUGGCUGGCCGGGCUCGAGGCCAUGGCCGCCUGGGCGCGCGGCCACCCCGGGGUGGUGGCCAUGUCGCUGCGCAACGAGCUGCGCGAGUUCCCUCUCCUGCAGGACGUCGACCCGGCCCGCCCGGACUGGUACGCCUUCGUCGGCCGCGCCGGCGCCGUCGUGCACGCCGCCAACCCGGACGUGCUCGUCGUCGUGGGCGGCGUGCAGAGCUCGACCGACCUGUCGCACCUCCGCCUCCCCGGCGGCGGCGGCAUGCUCGACACGAGCGCCUGGGCCGGCAAGCACGUCUGGGAGAUGCACGCCUACAGCUUCACCGUCACCUUCCCGGACGUGUUCGGCAGCUGCGACGUCGUCCGGGCCGAAUACGGCGCCCUCUCCGGCUUCGUGCUGGAGCAGGACCGCCCCUACACGGGGCCGCUCAUCCUCAGCGAGUUCGGCGUCGGCAUGGAGGGCGGCGACAAGGACGGCCUGAGCGACGAGGACGACCGCUACCUCCGCUGCCUCGUGUCGUACAUGGAGAACAACGACGCCGACUGGGCCGUCUGGGCCGUCCAGGGAAGCUACUACGUGCGGGACGGCCAGGUGGACUAUGACGAGACCUGGGGUUUGAUGAACCACAACUGGACCGGCUGGAGAAACCCGGCGUUUCCUGCCAAAUUAGGUAACAUGUGGAACAUGACACAGGAGCCGUGA
Thermothelomyces thermophilus ATCC 42464 is the source of this 1284-nucleotide messenger RNA. Its product is annotated as glycoside hydrolase family 5 protein. The coding region runs from base 1 to 1284 and encodes 427 amino acids. NCBI's taxonomy places the organism in Eukaryota, Fungi, Ascomycota, Sordariomycetes, Sordariales, Chaetomiaceae. Gene Ontology annotation, molecular function: hydrolase activity, hydrolyzing O-glycosyl compounds. The transcript has a single exon. The record is from RefSeq and is a predicted model, not a curated record.